This is a messenger RNA of Chionomys nivalis (European snow vole), 588 nucleotides long. RefSeq names its product low molecular weight phosphotyrosine protein phosphatase-like. The transcript has a single exon. Gene Ontology annotation, cellular component: cytoplasm. NCBI's taxonomy places the organism in Eukaryota, Metazoa, Chordata, Mammalia, Rodentia, Cricetidae. Gene Ontology annotation, biological process: protein dephosphorylation. Gene Ontology annotation, molecular function: acid phosphatase activity; non-membrane spanning protein tyrosine phosphatase activity. Bases 1 to 588 code for a protein of 195 amino acids. The record is from RefSeq and is a predicted model, not a curated record.
AUGGCAGAGGUUGGGUCCAAGUCAGUGUUGUUCAUGUGUCUCGGUAACAUUUGCCGGUCAACCAACACAGAAGCAGUUUUCAGGAAACUGGUAACUGAUGAGAAUGUUUCAGUUAAUUGGAGGAUAGACAGUGCGACUACAUCCACCUAUGAAGUGGGAAACACCCCUGACUAUCGCGGGCAGAACUGCGUGAGAAAACAUGGCAUUGCCAUGAAUCACAUUGCACAGCAGAUUACAAGAGAAGACUUUGCCACAUUCGAUUAUAUACUACGUAUGGAUGAAAGCAAUCUGAGAGAUUUGAAUAGAAAAAGUAAUCAAGUUAAAAACUGCAAAGCUAAAAUUGAGCUACUUGGGAGCUAUGAUCCACAAAAACAACUCAUUGUUGAAGAUCCCUAUUAUGGCAAUGUCUCUGACUUCGAAGUGGUGGACCAGCCAUGCCUCAGGUGCUGCCAGGCUUUCCUGGAGAAGACUCUUAGGUGGUCCUACCCACCAACAUUGAGCAACUCACUCACCAGAACCAUGCCCAAAGGUGGUGUCAGUCCUUGGCCCCAUGCCCCACCUGUCUUUUCAGCUGACUUUGCUGUUUAG